Styela clava is the source of this 637-nucleotide messenger RNA. Lineage: Eukaryota; Metazoa; Chordata; Ascidiacea; Stolidobranchia; Styelidae. The record is from RefSeq and is a predicted model, not a curated record.
AAUUAUUCUAAUCUGUGAAAAACAGGUUAACUCAACAAAGUAGAUGGGGGUAACAAUAAAUAGCGUUGUAAAUUAGUAAGCAUACCGCUUGGAAUCGUUGAGAAUAUAGAAUGAACACGAUAUGUGUAUGAACAGAUGGAUGAAAUACCCACUGCAGCACUGAGUAUCAACAGUGCUAUAUAUAUACAAAUUUCGAAAAUGCAACAAAGCACAAUAAUAAUAAAGUGGUACUGUCGACUCUGGGAGGUUGUGGACCUAGUCAAGUAUUCUGCUGGCAGUGCCGAGGGAAAGUCAGUAAGCACAUCAAACAGAUGUGCUGGAGAAAGACAGGGAAUUUUGAGAUUUGCUCAGCGAAAAGCGAGGUACAAAAAGAUUGGAUUUGGUCGAAGAGCGUGUGUUGUGUUCAUGCACAGAGUGUUCAUAGUAUUUGGGAGCGUGGUUGAAUCUUUGGCACUGGCAAGCAAGCAAGCGACAUCGGCGAAGAGUUUUGUUAAAAGAUUCGAACAGUUCGACAAAUCAUUUAUGAAAAGUAAGAAAGCCAAUGGUCCAAUGACCGAACCUUGGACAAUUCCACAGUGGAUGGGCAACAUCGGAGACCUAUGACAUCCUACUUCAACAAACUGUGAUCGACCACUCA